ACACCCGCAUGCGUGUUUGUAUGUACUCCAAACAUGUAUGUUUGCAUUCUUAUAGUUCUUCUAUCUUGGUGAAUGAACUUUUGUCCUAACUACUUAAUGAUUGGAAUGUUUUGCUGUAACUAAGUGGUAGAAUAAAUCUAUACUUUCUUCAUUUCAUCUGUUAACCUAAUUACACCGGCGCAGUAAAAGCAUCUAUGUUUGUCACAUCUGGUAGCAUAUGGGGCGCCGACUGACCGAUUCAUCUCUUGCAACAUUCUUAUCUCUAUUCUCUGUUUUGCGUUUAGGAACCAAAUUUCUCUGCUCGGAAGUGAUUGCUCCGAUCCGCUCGGAAGUCGACGAUAUCUCUUUGUUCAUUAUAAACUUUGAAGAUUUAUCCAAUCCAUCGAAUCCGGAGCCUAUCGAGCAGGUGAAGCUUAGCAAAUUUGAUAAGGCGAGAGCUAGUUUUCGACAAUCAUUUAGAAUUGGACAUAUAGCGCUGCGUGAUCGAGGCCUUCGCCUGGCGGGAUAUCUAACGCCUCCCUCCGAUGCGACGCAAGAUGAAGACGAAAUCAUUGCACCCAAGCACCCGAUGGAGACCUCCACCAACAAGAAUACAGUCCUCAAGGUGGAAACCAAUAUUUGGGCACCGAUGUCCACGCCUGCCCUGACAAGAACGAAGGAACUGGACUGUCUUCCGCACGACAUCGACACGUUGAGCGGACCAGGCGAGAUUGUAAUCACGGCACCCGACACCACGCAGAACAAUGCGAGAGUGGAAAGCAAGGAACAUAGUUCGAGAAACGCGAAACCAGAGUUUGUGCAAACGAAGAGCUUAGAUUUUGAAGCGCAAUUAAAACAUGUGGAAAGCGCGAAACUAAUUCGCUGUUACGAAAACACACAUUCCCAAACAAGCCGUGGAUUCGUAGAAAAGCGUGCCCAUACGGUAGAUGAUUUCAUGAGAGGUCCGGUAAAUCAUAAUGCGAGAUUGUACUUUCCUUACGUCUCAUCAGAAAGCGACCUGCAGCGGUACAAAGCUGUCCCCGUGAAGCAGGCGGCCACGACGGCUCAGGAUGCGAGGACCAGUUCAUCACUAUCAAAUGUGCCUUCAGACUCGCUCAAAGCUAAGGACAAUGGCUCUGGCAAAUAUUUCCAAGGUACACGGCAGACCAUAAACAUGGGAGAGAAGGUGGCACAGGGAGCUGCAUGCUGUCGUUUUGAAAAGGACAACCUCACGAGUGGCACGGGUGGACUGCUGCGGCACAGGGCGCUCGAUGCUCGAAGUGUGUGUAGAAAAGCGCCAUCAUCAACCGAGUGCACGAUAAAUUAUGUUCGCAACACCAUGUCGGAGGCAAGUUUGCGGGCCAACUCGUGCGUGGAACUGUCCGAAAUACGCAAACUGGACAGUUUGCUGAGGCAGUGCGAAACGCUCAGCUACGAUGACCUGUCCUCGGGCAGCAAUGGCGAACGCGAACUAGAGGACUACAUGGAGCAGCGCAAACACGUCCGAAGGCGCCGCAAUUCCUCGGGGAACUGUAUCUUCACGCCACCCAUUAACAAGUCCACGCUCUCGAUGCUCUCGAGCUUAAACCUAUUGAAUGGCGCGCGAAGAAUUAUGGGCGCCAUGAAUAGACAGGGACAGGGAGGAUUGAAGGCGGGCACUACGCUCGAUCAUCCGGACGACUGUUGGCUGCUGUCGCAGAAGUCUUUCACCACCAAAAGCUGUUCAAAUCUGCCCAAGGGCCUUUGCUUUCCUGUGCCGAUGACGGGUGGUACAGAAUCGCUGGGAAAAACUCUCCAGCCCCAGCCCCAGCAGCAGCAACAGCAGGUGGACAACUUGUACAGCUUAUCGGAGACUAUCCUUUCCAACAUACGUAAAGCUACUCAGGCUGUGCACGUAAAACCGAGUAACCAAGAAACGUGCAGAUGUUACAGCGGUAACCCGACGAACCACCACCACCACCACCACCACCACCACCACCACCACCACCACCAAAACCCACCGAACACACUACCACUUCCAGUGAGCGGCUCAACAGGAGCACAAGACGACCACUGUGGCGAUAAUGUUAAAGCUGUGUACCGCAAAAAUCAAUGUCUCGCCCCGGACGAGGACAAUCGGAUAGUGAACAUCAUCGAAACGCCCAACAUUGUGCCGAUUUCGAUGAAGAGCCUCAACAGUGCCCUGUCCGAUCGGCUGUGCUACACGACCAAAGCGCAAAAGUCCUUCGACAACAAGUCGGACAAAUCAAUGCUUUCGCAGGCCAACAGUGUUAAAUCGCGCUCCAAGUUCUCGCCACUGUCGCGCAAGGUUUCUCACAAGACCAACAGCUUCGACACAGAACCGGCUGCCGAGGGUGUGAAAGAGUCUCUGCUCGGGCACAAGUUUGAAAAAAUACUUCCCGAACCGGUGGAAACAGUUCUAUCGCUGGGCGCUGACGUCCUGCCGGAGUACAAACUGCAGAGUCCUCGUGUUCACAAAUGGACAAUACUGCACUACUCACCGUUCAAAGCAGUGUGGGAUUGGAUAAUCCUGUUGUUAGUUAUGUACACAGCAAUAUUUACACCGUACGUUGCCGCAUUUCUGCUCAGCGAGCCGGACUAUAAUCAGCGAAAGAAUCGAAAAUAUGCGGAUGAUCCAAUUGUGAUAAUUGAUUUAAUAGUUGAUGUAACCUUCGUUGUUGAUAUACUGAUUAACUUUCGCACUACGUUCGUGAACGGGCAGGACGAGGUAGUGUCCCACCCGGGUCGGAUCGCCGUUCACUAUUUGAGCGGAUGGUUUCUGAUCGAUCUGGUAGCGGCCAUACCAUUCGAUCUGCUUCUGGUGGGAAGCGACACGGACGAGCUUGGCUUGGACAAAGAUGAGACAACCACCUUGAUUGGGCUGCUGAAAACGGCAAGGUUACUGCGCCUGGUGCGCGUGGCCCGUAAGAUCGACCGGUACUCCGAGUAUGGUGCAGCCGUCCUCGUACUAUUGAUGGCAACGUUCGCAUUGAUCGCCCAUUGGUUGGCCUGCAUAUGGUACGCCAUCGGAAAUGCGGAACGACCAUUCCUGAAGGCAAAGAUAGGGUGGCUAGACGCAUUAGCCCAGGACACACAGGAGUAUUAUUUUCCGAACAAUACUGGCGGAGGUCCUUCUGUGAAGUCCCGGUACGUUACUGCCCUGUACUUUACCUUCACAUCGCUUACAUCUGUUGGUUUCGGUAACGUUGCGCCUAAUACAGAUGCCGAAAAGAUAUUCACCAUAUGUGUCAUGCUUGUUGGCUCGCUUAUGUAUGCUAGUAUCUUUGGAAACGUUUCCGCCAUCAUACAGCGGCUAUACUCAGGAACUGCAAGAUAUCACACUCAGAUGCUGCGGGUGCGCGAAUUCAUCCGAUUCCAUCAGAUACCAAACCCGCUGAGACAACGCUUAGAAGAAUAUUUUCAGCACGCCUGGACGUAUACUAAUGGUAUCGAUAUGAACUCGGUGCUCAAAGGCUUUCCUGAGUGUUUACAGGCUGAUAUUUGCUUACACUUAAAUAGAAACUUGUUAAACAAUUGUUCUGCUUUCGAGGCGGCCAGUCCAGGAUGUUUAAGAGCACUUUCCCUUAAAUUCAAAACCACACAUGCUCCACCGGGUGAUAUUUUGGUGCACAAAGGAGAUGUACUGACGUAUCUUUAUUUCAUAGCCAGAGGGUCAAUUGAAAUACUCAAAGACGAUGUGGUAAUGGCGAUUCUAGGCAAAGAUGAUAUUUUUGGCGAAAAUCCGUGCAUUCACUCAACACUCGGAAAAUCAAAUAGUAAUGUUAAAGCUCUAACAUAUUGUGAUCUGCAUAAAAUUCAUAGAGAUGACUUAUUAGACGUGUUAGAUUUAUUCCCGGAAUUUUAUGAUAGUUUUGUAAAUAGUUUGGAAAUUACAUAUAAUAUGCGAGAUGAAGAGCAAGCUGGUGUCGAACUUAGGCAUAGGUACAUGCGGACUGGAUCCCAAGAUCGUGACAGUGAGACGAGAUCUUACGUUAGAAAACUAAAUACCGUGCACCACAGGCCCAGUGGCAAUAAAUGUGAUAUGCCCAAUGAUAGAAGUUCGAUCGGACAGCUGAGCACUAACUAUGACGAUGAUCGCAAAUUUUCGCUUUCCGGAAUAAUAAAUCAAUUGAAAAGAAGCAUACCAGAUCUUAGAUCACAUAAACAUCAGCCAUUAACAAACCAGUGUGCUUCACCGAACGAGAGCCCUAAAAGCACGCACAAGCAGACAAUAUCCCAUCAUCAAGAGGCCAUGGCAGCGUCCGCGGCAUUGGGACGAGCACCAGACACGAUAACGCUGAGUGCGAUCAGUAAUCGUGCCUGCAGUUGCGGCGCCAAGCCCGAUUUGCCGGGAGGGCCAUCGAUACGGGCAGCAGAUUGUUCCCCCAAGAGUAGCCCGGAUGACGAUAUCUUUCAUCAUACGGCGCCGAACAGUAGCAAUGUGGGCAAACAGAACGACUCAAAACACAACCUAGGCAUAAUGGUGCAUCAGCUGUCCGAGCUGACGGAUAGAAUUGGCAACCUAGAAUCGAGUCUCAAGCACGACAUCAGAACGAUCUUAGAAAUCUUGCACCAACAGCAGCAGCUGCAGAUGCAAAUCCAACAGCAGCAGCACACGUUUGCCCAGCAACACCAGCAAAUGCAUCAGAUGCACACCGGUAAAACGGCAAUGUCUUCGUAUCAACCGUCCGAAAGCGAUUUUUCUUUUGACAUGUGCGGUGCACCGAUGGACCCGCGGGACGUUAAACACCAGCAGCCACCGUCGGCGCAGCAUCGCAUACACGUGGCCCGAUCCGUAUCCCAGCCCGAAUGCUCCGAUGAUCGUAGCUUAUUUAAAUGUUCAAAGUUUUCAUCAUUCAAUCACCCGAUGGACGAUAUGCCCGAGGGACAAAAUUGGAACAUAUUUGCACCGAUUGCAAAGCUGGAAUCAUUGGACGAAAUCGACCAGGAAACGAAAGCCUCAACCAGCCGUGAUAAGAUGUAAUGCAGAUAGGCCAAGCAGAGGAACGUUGUUCAUGAUUCAUCGCACCGAAAGCAGCAACAAAACACAAGAAUCACCGAUCCAAUUUCUUAUCUCCCUUCCCAAUAGUAAAUGUUGUUUUCCUUUACCUGUUUUCAACAUAAGCAAACGAAAAAAAGCGAAAAAAAAUGGAAUUAAUAUGUGUAUAUAUUUCUCUGUACACUUGCUGAAGAUAGACACACAGCCAAAAUACAAACACAUGACCACACGAAACAUUCGCUACACACGCUCGCGCACACACACACACCCCACCCACCCAAAACACAAGUAUGGCAAAUUUUCACCACCUUCAGAUAACUCCAUGGUAGAAACCUUCAUCAGUGCAAUCCUGGUUUUUGGAUUUUCAUUUCCACCCUAUAUAGAUCUCGCGAUGCAGCAGGAAACAAAAGCAAACUCUCCCCAGCCAGCCCCCCCAAGCUAUGUGUUGAGUGACGACUACAUUGAGUCUUUAAAAACAGCAAUAAUGAAAAUUUAAUAGCAAUCUUUUUUCCAUGAACUACAUUUCAAACUUAGUAAGAUCAAUUCGGAAAUGUGUUGUAGUAGUUUGAGAGGGCGAGCGAACGAACGAUCGACGAACGGAAGAAAGCAGAUAAGGUAGAAGCAGUGAGCAGCAGAAAGGACGUAACAAGUAGGAAUACAAAAAAACACAAGAGUGAAAUAAGGAAGGGCUAGGAUUAGUGCAAAUCACACUGACAGAACACACGCAACACACAUAGAGACUUGCAAGUAUCAAUGAAUUAAUACCAAAUCAGCAACAAACAAAUCCAACAGCGCAUAUUGGAAAACGCAUAUUGCCUUUAUUUAAAUCGAACACGAAACAAAGCAAAAACAAAAACCACAGAAACAAAACAAAUAAAGUUACUGCUAAUGAACUGAUUUA
Anopheles stephensi (Asian malaria mosquito) is the source of this 5879-nucleotide messenger RNA. RefSeq names its product potassium voltage-gated channel subfamily H member 2-like. The record is from RefSeq and is a predicted model, not a curated record. Gene Ontology annotation, molecular function: inward rectifier potassium channel activity. The transcript is spliced from 25 exons. Gene Ontology annotation, cellular component: membrane. The coding region runs from base 218 to 4963 and encodes 1581 amino acids. Gene Ontology annotation, biological process: potassium ion transmembrane transport; membrane repolarization during action potential. NCBI's taxonomy places the organism in Eukaryota, Metazoa, Arthropoda, Insecta, Diptera, Culicidae.